Messenger RNA from Medicago truncatula (barrel medic), 849 nucleotides. RefSeq names its product 60S ribosomal protein L18a-like protein. The transcript is spliced from 4 exons. Bases 92 to 583 code for a protein of 163 amino acids. The record is from RefSeq and is a predicted model, not a curated record. Lineage: Eukaryota; Viridiplantae; Streptophyta; Magnoliopsida; Fabales; Fabaceae.
AAUUCAUUCAUUCAAUGUUCCAAUCACACAAACACAUUCAUUCACACACUCUUCCCACGUUAACCCCCAACUCCCACCAACACAAACAAUCAUGACCGAACACGACAAACCCAAAUCCUCCUCCGGCCACCCUCCUCAGCCACCGUCGCAAUCUCAACCUUUCCCAGUUCCACCUCCUCAGUACGGUACUUUCCAAGGUGUCUCCAAUUUCCCACCACCUAAUCCUGGCCCUUACCCCACCGUCGGUUUCCCUCACCCCGUUCCCCCUCCUGGCUCCGACCCCUCCGCUCCUCCUCCUCCCUAUUACCCUCAUGGCUACCAAGCUUUUCCCGGUUAUGCAGUUGCUGAAGGAAGACCUGUGAGAGAAAGGCGACUUGGGUGUUGUGGUAUUGGUUGUGGUUGGUGCUUGUUUAUAAUGGGUUUCUUUCUCGCUGCUAUCCCGUGGUAUGUUGGGGCAAUUAUUAUGCUUUGUUCUAGAGUAGACUAUCGAGAGAAACCUGGAUUCAUCGCUUGUAUAGUCGCGGCUGUUGUGGCUACAGUUGCGAUUGUUCUUGGAGCGACAAAUGUUGCAGAUGACUGGUAAUAUUCACUUCAAGAGUUGUAAAGUUUGCUAGACUGAGUGUAUCUAAAAUGUACUAAAAGUUGUGUCCCACUGAAAGAUUUACUUAUACCGACCAUAUAUUCAUUGAAAGAUGGCACCUUAUGUGCAAACUUGUAAUUGUAUUGUUUGAUUUUUUACAAACUACUCCUGCUCCACACCAAUAUAUAUUAUUAAGCAUGACUUUUGUGCUAUAGGUAAAUAUAAUCAGGGGUGUGUAUGGUUAAUAAAGCAAACAAAAUUGGAUCAAA